Molecule: messenger RNA, 1585 nt
Organism: Capsaspora owczarzaki ATCC 30864
Lineage: Eukaryota; Filasterea; Ministeriida; Capsasporidae
Exons: 1
Coding region: 23-1585 (520 amino acids)
Biological process (GO): 7-methylguanosine mRNA capping
Molecular function (GO): methyltransferase cap1 activity
Source: RefSeq, a predicted model, not a curated record
UCUCGAGUCAGUUUCUGGUGGAAUGGCUGGCGUUCCAAACGCGAAACGCGCUCGAAUCGAGCUGGACCGCGCGGAUGCCGACGAUGGCGCGACCCGAAGCUCGAGCAUGUGCGAUCAGGCUGGCAUCUCAUCCGAGGAGGGCGAGCACGCGACCGAGCCAGCGCGGCGCCGUCGCGUCGUCGUUGUCGCCGCACCAUUGAGCGGUGCCACUGAGACUGAAGGCGCUUCUCCAAGGGACGCAUUCGAACAGCCGCCUGCUCAAGCGGAUGGCGCACUACAGCCACUGUUGCCCACAGCGGAGCACACACACGACGGAGAGCGAGAUGCCUCAGAGUCGAAUGCAGUCGCGCCGGCGGGCGAUUCAGACGACCUUGUGCUGGAUGUCACUUCGCUCGUCGAUCUCCACAAUGCACAUCGCCUGAUGGAGUUUGAUUGGCGUCGAUCACGCUCGGCAUCCACCGUCAGCUGGCGUGAUCGGUGUGUGAUGGACCGAACCUUUGAUGUGCGCGCGCUGGCGCUCUCAGACUCCCAGCGUGCACUGUGGGAUGCGCACCCGCACUGUCGACAAGCAUUCAUACACGAGUGCCAUCAAGUGCUUGAGCGGGAUGCUCGACUCUCAGCUGCCGACCGUCUGCUCACCGAUGCGAGCCCAAGUUCCCCGUACCGUCGUCGCGAAGGCCAGAUGAAAACCGUCGACCACUGGGGCCAAAGGAAACUGCUCAUAUCAGAGAUUGAGUUUCUGACCAUGCACGCCACCCAAGCAGAUGUGCCUGUGGUUGUCAUUUAUGUUGGCGCCGCGCCGGGAAACCACAUUCAGUUCUUGGCUGACGAGCUCUUCCCCACCGUUCGCUUUGUGCUUUAUGACCCUCGGCCAUUUGAAAUUGAGGCAUCAGAGAUGGUCUCUAUCCAGCAAGAGCGAUUUACGGACGAGAUUGCGCGAAACCUUGCGCCUUCUUGCUCAGACGUGCGUUUGCUGCUGAUCAGCGAUGUUCGCUCCUACGAGGACGUCAAUGGCGUGGCGGUUGUUUCAAUGGCCACCCAGCGUGAGACUGUGGCAGCGGAUAUGUCCGUUCAACGUCAGUGGACUGAAAUUUUGCGGCCUGCUGCUGCCAUGCUCAAAUUUUGCCUGCCGUAUUCUGCCGGACACACCGAGUACCUUGACGGCGAUCUGCAUCUGCCCGUCUGGACAGGACCCACCAGCUCAGAAACUCGGCUCAUCGUCGUGCCGUCCCAGUCUGGCAGAUUUGCAACGCGUGUUUUCGACCACGAGACGUACUCGAAUCGCAUGUUUCAUUUCAACACCGUGACGCGCACCAGCCUGUUCCCUCACAACGUGCGUGGCGUGGGACUCGAUGGAUGCUUUGACUGUGCCUCCGAGGUGCACAUUCUCGAGCAAUACUUGCGCAGCUCUUGCAGCGACGCAUACCGCCGCCAAUUGAGUCGUCGCGAAUUGCGAGCAGACCACAACAGCAGCAUUGCGACGUCUGCAGACGUUCCCACUGAUCGCCUCGUCGCACGCAUGUCGAGCGAAAUAUCCCGCGCCCUGUCGUUCACCCGAACCUUGGCGCUGCCUUCUCGGCGCUAA